This is a messenger RNA of Bombina bombina (fire-bellied toad), 983 nucleotides long. RefSeq names its product fibronectin type III domain containing 10 (gene FNDC10). Gene Ontology annotation, molecular function: protein binding. The record is from RefSeq and is a predicted model, not a curated record. Lineage: Eukaryota; Metazoa; Chordata; Amphibia; Anura; Bombinatoridae. The transcript has a single exon. Bases 40 to 687 code for a protein of 215 amino acids.
GUGACAUCUUAUGGCUCUUCUGUUGCAGGAAGCACAGAGAUGGGCUUUGUUGUAACACAACGUCUCUCCCAGCGCUUGAGAAGAGGGUCUAACGUUGCUAAGUCUACUCAAUAUAGAGAACAUGGUGCUAGACCAUAUGAGCUCAUGUGUCCAUACAAAGUGAUCAGUGAAGGUCAGGUGAACUCACGCAGCAUCUGUUUCAGGACCACGGACAGCGACUUCAACUGCGACCAAAGAAACUGCAAAUUAUUUAGAUCAGGGAGGUCCUUGGUGGCCAAUGUAUUACGAAACAACAGUGUAUUAUUGCAAUGGCAGCCCCCAACUCUUUACAUCAAUGAUCUGAAGGGGUUUUAUAUUAACUGUUCAUGGAAUGGCACCUUCACUCGUUUCCAAUGUGAUAGUGUCCAUCUAGGCAUUAGCUGCAGAGACUACCUCUUAACCAACCUUCAUGACAACGUCAAGUAUACAGUCUGCUUGCAAACACUAUACAGAAACAGGACGUCUGUGGAAGAAUGUGUCGAUUUUACAGUGGAACCGGUGGGGAUGCAGGACAUUGUUAUUGCAAUGACAGCAGUUGGAGGUUCUAUAUGUGUGAUGCUGGUCAUCAUAUGUUUGCUAGUGGCCUAUAUUACAGAAAAUCUUAUGCACCCUGCAUUCACUCACCCCUCUUCCAAAAGGGGACUCUAGUACACCAAAUGUUUCCCACACUUAAAGUAGGUCUGUAGAAGCUGUGCGAGUUUAGAGAAUUGUGUAAAAUGUUAUAUGUUUUUAGAAAUUCUAUAAACCUAUAUGAUAACUAAAGAAAAGAUAUCUUGGUUUUUAUUCAAGUUAGGUGUUUGUGAUUCAGGAAUAGAUUGUGGCUAUCCCAAGAUAUCUUUACUAUUUGGAUCAUCACUGUGAAUUGGGUUAAACAGGGAGACACUAACAUUACACUUACUAAUAGUUUGUUAAAUAAAAAUUCAAAAUUUAAAGAAGUCAAAGUA